This is a messenger RNA of Rhizophagus irregularis DAOM 181602=DAOM 197198, 351 nucleotides long. Its product is annotated as mRNA splicing protein smd1. NCBI's taxonomy places the organism in Eukaryota, Fungi, Glomeromycota, Glomeromycetes, Glomerales, Glomeraceae. Gene Ontology annotation, cellular component: U12-type spliceosomal complex; catalytic step 2 spliceosome; pICln-Sm protein complex. The record is from RefSeq and is a predicted model, not a curated record. Gene Ontology annotation, molecular function: RNA binding. Gene Ontology annotation, biological process: RNA processing; spliceosomal snRNP assembly.
AUGAAACUCGUAAGAUUUUUAAUGAAACUGAAUAAUGAAACUGUAACUAUAGAAUUAAAAAAUGGGACAAUAGUUCAUGGAACAAUUACUGGUGUUGAUAUGAGUAUGAAUACUCAUCUUAAAACAGUCAAAAUGACUGUAAAAAACAAAGAUCCCGUAAAUUUAGAUUCUUUAAGUAUUAGAGGGAAUAACGUUAGAUAUUAUAUUUUACCGGAUUCACUUCCAUUAGACACAUUGCUAGUUGAUGAUACACCAAAAGCCAAGGCCAAGAAAAAAGAAGCUGUUGGUGUUGGACGUGGACGUGGACGAGGACGUGGACGUGGUACCCGCGGUCGUGGUCGUGGUCGUUAA